AUGGGUUCAGAUGCAGAUAUGGAGGAUUAUGGAUUCGAGUACUCAGACGAAGAGCCUGAGGAACAGGAUGUUGAUAUUGAGAAUCAAUAUUACAAUUCUAAAGGUUUGGUUGAAACGGACCCAGAAGGAGCACUUGCAGGUUUUGCUGAAGUAGUUAGAAUGGAACCAGAGAAGGCAGAAUGGGGAUUCAAAGCAUUAAAACAAACAGUUAAGCUUUAUUAUCGAUUGGUGAAAUAUAAAGAAAUGAUGGAAGCAUAUAGGGAGAUGCUAACGUACAUCAAAUCAGCAGUGACUCGAAAUUACAGUGAGAAAUGCAUAAACAAUAUCAUGGACUUUGUUUCUGGAUCGGCUAGUCAGAACUUUGGUCUCCUUCAAGAGUUUUAUCAGACCACUUUAAAGGCCCUUGAAGAGGCAAAGAAUGAGAGACUUUGGUUCAAGACAAACCUUAAGCUUUGCAAGAUUUGGUUUGAUAUGGGUGAAUAUGGGCGGAUGAGUAAGAUUCUGAAGGAACUCCACAAAUCUUGUCAAAGAGAAGAUGGUACAGAUGAUCAGAAGAAAGGUAGCCAGCUUUUGGAAGUCUAUGCAAUUGAGAUUCAAAUGUAUACUGAAACCAAGAAUAACAAAAAGCUCAAGCAAUUAUACCAGAAGGCACUGGCUAUCAAGUCAGCAAUUCCACAUCCAAGGAUCAUGGGAAUAAUCCGAGAAUGUGGAGGGAAGAUGCAUAUGGCAGAGCGUCAAUGGGCUGAUGCAGCAACCGAUUUUUUUGAAGCUUUUAAGAACUAUGAUGAAGCUGGGAACCAGAGACGCAUACAAUGCUUAAAAUACCUAGUUCUAGCUAAUAUGCUGAUGGAAUCUGAAGUUAAUCCAUUUGACGGUCAAGAGGCAAAGCCAUAUAAAAACGACCCUGAGAUUUUGGCAAUGACAAAUCUCAUAGCUGCAUAUCAACGAAAUGAAAUAUUGGAGUUCGAGAAAAUCCUUAAGAGUAACAGAAGGACAAUAAUGGAUGAUCCGUUCAUAAGAAAUUAUAUUGAAGAUCUAUUGAAGAAUGUGAGGACUCAAGUCCUACUCAAGCUUAUAAAACCGUAUACAAGAAUCAGGAUUCCUUUCAUAUCAAAGGAACUCAAUGUGCCAGAAAAAGAUGUUGAGCAGUUGUUAGUUUCUCUGAUAUUGGACAACCGCAUUGAUGGACACAUUGAUCAAGUGAACAGGCUGUUAGAGCGUGGUGACAGGUCAAAGGGAAUGAAAAAGUAUACUGCCAUUGAGAAAUGGAACACACAGCUUAGGUCUCUUUAUCAAACCGUCAGCAACCGGGUGUAUUGA
Molecule: messenger RNA, 1320 nt
Organism: Dovyalis caffra
Lineage: Eukaryota; Viridiplantae; Streptophyta; Magnoliopsida; Malpighiales; Salicaceae
Source: the annotation of a GenBank genome assembly